Oryza brachyantha (malo sina) is the source of this 1210-nucleotide messenger RNA. RefSeq names its product probable E3 ubiquitin-protein ligase RHB1A. The coding region runs from base 251 to 721 and encodes 156 amino acids. NCBI's taxonomy places the organism in Eukaryota, Viridiplantae, Streptophyta, Magnoliopsida, Poales, Poaceae. Gene Ontology annotation, molecular function: ubiquitin-protein transferase activity. The record is from RefSeq and is a predicted model, not a curated record. The transcript is spliced from 7 exons.
CACGCAAGCCAGCGGCGCCCCGCGCCUCGCCGCCGCCGGCCACGCUUCUCUUCCUCCGCCGCCGUGUCGGAUCGUUUCCUCCGUUGUUGAAGAAGCAGUUCGGGGUGGGGAAGACGGAGGCGGCGGAGGGCUUGUUCGGCGACCCACAGCUCAGCUCCCGAGCGAGCGAGCGAGCUGGCCUAUGAGAGAUGGAAUUUUAGUGCUAUCAGCUGCCAGAGGAUAGACUGGAGUAACUUAUAUUAAUUAUAGAAUGGGUGGGUGCUGUUGUUCAUCGACAAGAUCUGCAUCUGUUGGUGCACCAGUUUAUAUCUAUCAUCAACAAAAUCCUGCCACGGCGAUAGUUGCAGUAGACAAAAAUCUGGAUACAUCCACUCCUGACACUUACAGGGCACCACCUGCACCUUUGCCUUAUGAUGUUGGUUUGAUUUUGGCAGAUAACCCUGAUCUGGAGAAGUCAGGCAUUAAGAGGAAAAUUAAUGAUCAUCAGCAGCCCUUAAUGAUGGAUGAGAAUGAGUCAUUGAAAAAGUGUCUCUCUGAAGAUAAGCCUGAUGAGGAGGAUGUUUGCCCAAUCUGUCUUGAAGAAUAUGAUGAAGAAAAUCCCAGCUCUAUAACUAAAUGCCAACAUCAUUUUCAUCUUUGCUGCAUACUUGAUUGGAUGGAGCGGAGUGAAACUUGCCCAGUUUGUGACCAGAUAACCUCGAUCGAUUCAAUGUAUGAAUAGCCUUGAUGACCCUGGUGGAUCCUCUCUUGAAGCUCAUGGCUGUUCAGUCGGUUUGAAAGAAGUCCUUUGAUGGGGAAGCACAAUGAACAACUACUAUGCUCUUGACAUUGCUUUGGUCUUUUUUGGUGGAAGGAUUGAACUAAGGAGACAAAAGACAUGAAAUGUGUUGAAAUCAACACUUUUUUUUGUAACUUUUGUGUCAAUAUUUGGCUAUUUACAGCACUUAGCAACAGGAGGAUUAGGAAAAUGCUUUGGUUGCAAUAUUUUUACCAGUCACAGGUUCAUUCAGUCGAAGUCCAAACCUUUGAAAUCAACUCUUUUGAACUUAGGACGUCUAUUACUUCACUUUCAAUCCAGCUAGUGCCUGUGUAUACCAUACAUAACAUAGGUGACAAGGAAAAAAUGAUCGUAGUUACUAGUGUAGGCUUCAUUUGUAUACUCCUAGUUGGACAAGCUCCUGAAUACAUGCCCUUCCUAGUUCUAUAGACA